Messenger RNA from Drosophila takahashii, 929 nucleotides. It is a transcript of the gene Ssu72, whose product is annotated as Ssu72 CTD phosphatase. Gene Ontology annotation, cellular component: nucleus; mRNA cleavage and polyadenylation specificity factor complex. Gene Ontology annotation, biological process: termination of RNA polymerase II transcription. Gene Ontology annotation, molecular function: RNA polymerase II CTD heptapeptide repeat phosphatase activity. NCBI's taxonomy places the organism in Eukaryota, Metazoa, Arthropoda, Insecta, Diptera, Drosophilidae. The record is from RefSeq and is a predicted model, not a curated record.
AUCGAUAGGCAUAUUCAAAGAUAUAGUUUUGCCAUCCCCACAUCGGGCGAAUAUAAUAUAUUCUCUGCCUAUCCGAUCCGAUCCGUUUCGAUCCGAUUGCGACUGCAACUGCAACGCACUGCCAGAGACAUGACUGAUCCCAGCAAGCUUUCGGUGGCCGUCGUCUGCUCCUCGAACAUGAACCGCUCGAUGGAGGCGCACAACUUCCUGGCCAAGAAGGGCUUCAAUGUGCGCUCCUACGGCACCGGCGAGCGCGUCAAGCUGCCCGGCAUGGCGUUCGACAAGCCGAAUGUGUAUGAAUUCGGGACCAGCUACGAGGACAUCUACCGCGACCUGGAGGCCAAGGACAAGGAAUUCUACACACAGAACGGCCUGCUGCACAUGCUCGACCGCAAUCGGCGCAUCAAGAAGUGCCCGGAGCGCUUCCAGGAGACCAAGGAGCAGUUCGACAUCAUUGUCACCGUGGAGGAGCGCGUCUACGACCUGGUCGUGCUGCACAUGGAGUCCAUGGACUCGGUGGACAAUCGGCCAGUGCACGUACUCAACGUGGAUGUGGUGGACAAUGCGGAGGAUGCACUAAUGGGCGCCUUUCUCAUCACCGAUAUGAUCAACUUGAUGGCCAAGUCCACGGACCUAGACAACGACAUCGACGAGAUGAUCCAGGAGUUCGAGGAGCGCCGCAACCGGGUCAUCCUGCACUCGGUGCUCUUCUACUGACGACCGACGUCCGCCAACCGUUCGUGUCCAGCAGCUCCAGCAGCUUCGGCAGCUCCAGCAUCCGCGGCCAAAUCCCGCAGACUCCCCGCCGACUGCAGUUCGCCUGGGAUCAUCGCAGUGGAAUACGGAUCACGGACUGGGAGCCUAGCAUAUAAGAAACUUGUAAAUAGAGAGGGGCCAUCGCAGCGGCAAAAGAAACACCCAAGCACACA